AUGGCCAGCCGCGACGAGUGGAUGCGAUUGAGCGCUAUGAGAGACGAGAUUGUCCGCAGCAAUAUAUUCGUCAAGCUCGAAGAUGGCGACGGAUGGAAGUCAAACCCUGAAAUCCCCACGGCCAAGGAGAUCCUCCUUCUCCAGAAAGAAGCCGAAGGUCUUCCUGACAACCAUGUAAACAAGCCCUGGAAGUCGAAGGAGGACUAUUUGAAGGCUCAGUACGAGAUCCUUCGUCGCGAGGGCACUGAAGGCUUGCGAUUUGCAGUCAACAAUUACAUCUGGAACAAUAACAACGGACUGCGCCAGGAUGACGAUGACCACAAGUUCGUCUAUAAUCAGGUCCGCAUCAAGUCGUACGUCAUGACAACAUUGGGGCCUCUUGCUCGCGUUGAGUUCAUGUCACAGCGAGCCAUCAAAUGGCUCAAGUCCGGCCGCCUGAAGCCUGGCAGUCUCCUUGCCAUCACGACCAAGGCCGACAAGUUCAAAACCAUUUGCAAGGUUGCUGUGGUAGCCCAAAGGCCGUACUUGCUUGGCCUUGAUCAAACCCCUCCACUCGUCGACAUCAUGUGGGGCAACCCAGAAGAAGACGCUGUCUUCGACUGUGAUCUCGAGCUUGUUAUGAUUGAGGCCCGGCACGGCUACUUCGAAUCCUCGCGUCAUUCUUUGGUCGGACUACAACUGGCUGCGCAGGCAGAUACCCCUAUCGACAAGUACAUCACCGGCAAUCACCAGAAAAAUGAGACACCAUGCUUCAUAUCCCAACAUCCAGUUAUGGACUUCUCUUCUGUUUUGCGCCAACCGCUUGCAGACCCCAACAGGCUCAAGUCCCUGCGCGAGUUCAACGUACUCUCUGGAUCUCUCCCAGUCCCAGAUGAUGCGGAGGACAUCAGCAUUCUCGACGCCUCGCAGUUAUCCGCCCUCCAUCAAAUGGUCUCCCAGGAGCUGGCCAUCAUCCAAGGCCCUCCAGGAACUGGAAAGACUUUCACCUCGGUGGAGGCAAUCAAAGUCAUGCUUGCGAGUCGUCGGAAGCGUCCAGGGUCCAACCCACCGCUCAUUGUUGCUGCGCAGACGAAUCAUGCCUUAGAUCAGCUACUUGGCCAUUGUCUUGACGCGAACGCAAAGAUUUUGCGUCUUGGAUCGAGAAGUGACAGAGAGGACAUGAGGCCUUACAGCUUGUAUGAGGUCCGCCGCAAAUGCUCUCGUGGUGGGGGUGGUAAGCGGUUCAGAGAACUCGAGGGUAACCGCCAUACCAACAUCGACGGAGUAGAGGCGCUGGUUAACAGUGUUUUUGGGGACAGUCUCAUCGAUCCACGCGAGCUUCAUACACAUGGCAUCAUCACCGAAGAACAGCUGGAGUCACUGUAUGAUGAAGAACUGGAGACAUGCCCGGAGCUGGAGAAGCUUGGUCCUUUCUCCUUAUGGCUGGGAGACUCCCGAAUCCCGGCCCGGAUUAUUCGUGACAGGCAGCCUCUGGUAUCAGAAAUUCUGGAAGCUGACGAAGAUUUCGACUACGAGCGUGACGUGGAGAACAUCGCGUACGAUGAGGAAGAUGCAGACAGGAUCAACGGCAGGGAAAUCAAGCUGAUGCAUGUAUGGACCGGAAAGGAGCCCGGGCACUUCAAAACCUGGAAUCAUCGUGCACAACGCUUGCUCAGAGAGAAUCGCAACCUCUUUGACAUACCCGAAGAGUGGAGGGGCGCAGUUUACCAACACCUUCAGUCUAAAUUGGUACAAGCGACAACCCCGACACUGGCUCAGCUACUGGCCAAAUACGUCGAUAUAUGCAAGCAGCGCAGAGCACUCAGAGCUCGGCAAGAUAUCGACAUGGUCUUCCAACAAGAUAUUGCGGUCAUCGGCUGCACAACAACCGGCCUCACCAAGUAUCGCGCGUUCCUGGCCGGGUGUCAGCCCCUUACCCUACUCAUCGAAGAAGCUGCCGAAACGAGGGAAGGCAAUAUCACCUCGGCUCUAUAUCCUUCCCUUCAACAACUAAUUCUGGUUGGUGACCACCAACAGAUGUCGCCUCGAUGCGAUAUUCGAUGGCUCGGCCAACACCCUUACAACUUGAACGUCUCGCUGUUUGAAAGACUCAUCAACCUUAGCAUGAAUCAUAUCAUGCUCAAUAAACAGCGCCGUAUGAGGCCAGAGCUGAGGCGCAUAGUUUCUCCAUUCUACGACAAUCUACAGGACCACUACAGCGUUCUGUCACCACAAGCACGUCCCGAUGUCCCCGGGAUGGGUGGGCGUAAUUGCUGGUUCUUUGAUCACCAAUGGCUUGAGGACACGAACUCUGACAACAGCAAGCUCAACGACCAAGAGGCUGAAAUGAUCACCCUAUUCUUUGUAUAUCUUGUCGCCAAUGGUGUGUCUAGUGACAAGAUAACCAUCUUGACAUACUAUAGGGGCCAGAGAAGUCUGAUCCUUAGGAAGCUGAAGGGGCAUCCAUCGCUUACUGGUUGUUACUUCAACGUCUUUACGGUGGACUCGUACCAAGGUGAAGAGAAUGAUAUUAUUCUCUUGUCCUUGGUUCGUAGUCCUCAUCCAGCCUAUGGCUGCAACAUUGGCUUUCUUGACAACCCACACCGAGCUGUGGUUGCCAUCAGUCGUGCUCGGCAAGGGUUCUAUAUGUUUGGCAACGUCACCAACUUGGUCGAGGCCAAGAUCGAAUCAACUCUCUUAUGGCUUACUAUUUUCAAGAGAUUUGAGGAUCAGGGCAUGGUCCACCGAGAGCUUGGACUUCCUUUGGUAUGCCAGAAUCAUGGGAACGAGGUCUGGAUCAAGGACCUUGAUGAUUGGGCCGACAACGCUGGUGGCUGUCACGAAAGGCAGGCAAAGGCGUUGGCCAAGCAAGCGCAGAGACAAGGAACAGGAUCACCAAAAGCGAAGACCAUUGAAGAUCUUUUGCUCCAACAUGGUGCUCAAGACUUUGGACAUGAGGAGCCGGUCAAACGCAAAACCCCUACGUUAACAGGGAGUCCUCAUGGGCGUUACAGCCAUCUUGGGGAAAUGCCAUUGCGUCCUCUGAUCGGUAAUUGGGAGAAUGCCGAAGCCGUAAUCCAGCAGCAAGACAGGCAGCUUGACGAGGAGCUGGCGAAGCGGAACGGGGAGUGGCUCAGCCAGAAUCAUUACAUGCAAGACCGAUGGAUGCCAACGGGCGUCGAUGCCUCGGGCACCCGUAUCCGAACCGGUCCAACUAUCACGCGUCCAACUAUCACUCAAUCCCUCCAGUUUUCAAACGAGUUGCCGGUCACGACCUCCACAAGCGCUCUGACGGCUAGUUCCGAGAUUACUUUGCGUGCUGGCUCUGGUGUCGGUCCAAUCUUUGCGCCCGCAUCGAACCAGUUCCCGAAGAUCGCCGCUGUCGCUCAGCCCGAACCUUUGAUUCAAUUUGAAGAAUACGACUCUUCUGCUCCUGCGUCCGGCAUUGAGAAUGAGGCAACAAAAGAGUUGGAGGUCGUUGAAGAAGAGGACCUAAUUGAUUUGGCUUAA
Molecule: messenger RNA, 3489 nt
Organism: Sordaria macrospora k-hell
Lineage: Eukaryota; Fungi; Ascomycota; Sordariomycetes; Sordariales; Sordariaceae
Biological process (GO): regulatory ncRNA-mediated heterochromatin formation
Cellular component (GO): nuclear RNA-directed RNA polymerase complex
Molecular function (GO): helicase activity
Source: RefSeq, a predicted model, not a curated record